Leopardus geoffroyi (Geoffroy's cat) is the source of this 1901-nucleotide messenger RNA. It is a transcript of the gene KLK9, whose product is annotated as kallikrein related peptidase 9. The record is from RefSeq and is a predicted model, not a curated record. Lineage: Eukaryota; Metazoa; Chordata; Mammalia; Carnivora; Felidae. Gene Ontology annotation, molecular function: serine-type endopeptidase activity. The transcript is spliced from 6 exons. Gene Ontology annotation, biological process: proteolysis. Bases 652 to 1407 code for a protein of 251 amino acids.
CGGAUGUUUAACCAACUGAGCCACCCAGGCACCCCUGAGUCCAUGCUCUAAAGCAUUGUAUCAAGUGCACAUUCAAGAGGAGCCCAGCCCCAGAGUGAUAAUCAGGCUUACAGCAACAGAAAGUGGAGGAGUCUGUGAGUGCCCAGGGGAGGAAAAGAUGUACUCUUCGUUGAGAAAUCACAGAAGACUUCCUGGAGGAGGGGGCAUUUAGGCUGAGUCUUGAAGGAUGAGUAGGAGUUUACCAGGAAAAGAAUAUAGAGAAAGACAUUCACUCCUUUAAUUAACAUCUCCUGAGGCCUCCCAAGAAGAGCGCAGCCCUGAAAGGGUGAUGCUGGGGACACACAGAUGAGUCACAUCUGGGCUUGGCCCUGCAGGGGCUGUCCACCUGAUGAGGAGGAGGGAUGGGGAUCGAGGCAGGUAGGAUGGGUGGAUGGGAAGGACAAUGGAGGAGAAGAGAUUAAAAAAAAAAAAAAAAAAAAAAACAACGGGCAAUGUUCUCAGGACUUGGCCAAGAUCUGGUGGUAUUAAGAGAAAAGGAAAGCACUUAAGUUCCAGGGGCGGCCCCAGAGAGGAGGAAGGAGAUGGCAUGGCUUACCUUAAAGAAGCACCCAGCGCCCCAACGCAUGCUCAAGACCCAGGCACCCCGAGGUCAUGAGGCUGGGACUCGUCUGUGCUCUGCUUUCUCUCCUGACAGGGCACGGCGGGGCAGAUACCCGAGCAAUCGGGGCUGAGGAAUGCCGCCCCAACUCGCAGCCCUGGCAGGCCGGGCUCUUCUUCCUCACCCGCCUCUUCUGUGGGGCUUCCCUCAUCAGUGACCGCUGGCUGCUCACAGCUGCCCACUGCCGCAAGCGGUAUCUGUGGGUCCGCCUUGGGGAGCACCACCUCUGGAGAUGGGAGGGUCCAGAGCAACUGUUCCGGGUCACAGACUUCUUCCCCCACCCUGGGUUCAACAAGGACCUCAGAGCCCAUGACCAUAAGGAUGACAUCAUGCUGAUCCGUCUGCCCAGGAAGGCACAUCUGGGCCCUGCUGUGCAGCCCCUCAACCUCAGCCAGACCUGCGUCUCCCCAGGCACCCAGUGCCUCAUCUCAGGCUGGGGAGCCGUGUCCAGUCCUAAGGUGCAGUACCCACUCACGCUACAGUGUGCUAACAUCAGCAUCCUGGAGCACAAACUCUGCCAUCGGGCAUAUCCGGGCCACAUCUCUGACAGUAUGCUCUGUGCCGGCCUUUGGGAGGGGGGCCGGGGUUCCUGCCAGGGUGACUCUGGAGGCCCUUUGGUUUGCGAAGGGACCCUGGCAGGUGUGGUGUCUGGGGGUGCCGAGCCCUGCUCCAGACCCCGUCGCCCCGCCGUGUACACCAGCGUAUGCCACUACGUGGACUGGAUCCGAAAGACCAUGGAGGACAACUGAGCUCUCGCGCCUCAGGACCAAGAGAGAAGGGUGGGCGCAGGGGAGCCGGGAAUUGCCGGACUCUGGCCUCGGCAGCGCUGAGACGCACUUUGCAUAUUCAGGCUCCGCCCCUGUUGGCCGACAGCGUCGAAAAGGGCAGGGAGACACCUCCGCCCUGUAGCCCCGCCUUCUAUGAUGUCACCGAGAGCUGGCACCGCCCCCAUGGGACAGCUUCGCCUAGGGCUCCGCUCGGGGAGGUCCUCCACCAGAUAGCUCCUCCCCUCGGAGCUUUGCCCAAUGAGACUUCCCCCUCUGGAUCCCACCCCUUGUAACCCCGCCUCCUCCGUGAGAGAUCCCUCCCCCGUGACGUCAGGGGCGCGGCAGCUUCCCCCACUAGGGACUGAGGCGCUGUCGGGCUCCGCCCCUCAUGGCCCCGCCCCUGGGCGUUUGAAUCCUGGCGGGGUCCCAGCCUGAGAACCAAUGGAAGAUUUUACAAUAAACGCGCGUAGCCGCGC